This is a messenger RNA of Medicago truncatula (barrel medic), 1347 nucleotides long. RefSeq names its product phenylacetaldehyde reductase. The transcript has 6 exons. The record is from RefSeq and is a predicted model, not a curated record. Gene Ontology annotation, molecular function: oxidoreductase activity, acting on the CH-OH group of donors, NAD or NADP as acceptor. Lineage: Eukaryota; Viridiplantae; Streptophyta; Magnoliopsida; Fabales; Fabaceae. The coding region runs from base 145 to 1128 and encodes 327 amino acids.
UUUUUUUUUUUGACAAAAAAAAUAAUUUAGCAAAAAUGACAUCCCAUUUUCUGCUCUUAUUUAGUUCAUGUCCAUUUAAAAAAAUUGUAUUUAAACAAACAAUCUUUAGAUGAAUUCUGUGUAGAAUAAACAAUCUAUCAAAGUAUGACUAUGAAGAGUGGUGAAGGUAAGGUUGUGUGUGUAACAGGUGCUUCAGGUUUCAUUGCUUCAUGGGUUGUCAAGUUUCUUCUCCAACGUGGUUAUACUGUUAGAGCCACUGUUCGUGACCCUAGUAAUUCCAAUAAGGUUGAUCACUUGCUUAAACUUGAUGGUGCAAAGGAAAGGUUGCAACUCUUUAAGGCAGAUUUACUUGAAGAAGGUUCCUUUGAUUCUGUUAUUCAAGGAUGCCAUGGUGUCUUUCAUACUGCUUCACCCGUUCAUUUUGUCGUCACCGACCCUCAGACGCAAUUAAUCGACCCUGCUGUGAAGGGAACUCUUAAUGUUGUGAAGUCAUGUGCAAAAUCACCAUCUGUACAACGAGUUGUUUUAACUUCUUCUAUUGCCACAGCUUUAUAUACUGGAAAACCUCGAACCCCGGAAGUUGAAGUUGAUGAAACGUGGUUUUCGAAUCAAGAUUUCUUAUGGCAAAAUAAGAUGUGGUAUCAAUUUGCAAAGACUUCAGCUGAGGAAGCUGCAACAAAAUUUCUAACAGAAAACAACAUCGACCACGUUGUUAUGAAUCCAGCAGUGGCAUUAGGGCCUCUCUUACAAUCAGAGCUUAACGAAAGUUCCACUUUAAUUCUUAACUUAAUAAAUGGUUCAGAAACAUAUAUGAAUGCUGCUUUUGGAUGGAUUAAUGUGAAGGAUAUUGCAAAUGCACAUAUUCAAGCAUAUGAGAAUGCUUCAGCUAGUGGAAGAUAUUGUUUGGUCGAAAGAGUGAUACAUUUUUCUGAACUGGCUAAGAUUUUGCGUGACAUGUACCCGACAUUACAAAUUCCAGACAAGUGCGCAGACGAUAAGCCUUUGAUGCAAACAUUUCAGGUUUCCAAAGAAAAGGCAAAGACCUUAGGAGUUGAAUUUAUUCCCCUGGAAGUGAGCCUUAGAGAGAUCGUAGAAAGUUUCAAAGAUAAAAAGUUUGCUAACUUCUAAUUUGUGAUAUACGUUGAUGAAAAAAAUUGAUGAUUUGUAAUCACGUUUUGGUUUCAGAAACUCUGCAUAAGGAUGAGUUAUUUAUCAAUGUGAAAUAAGGCUAGGUACGGUGUGUCUGUGUCAAACUUAGCCGUCUCAAAUUCGCUUUUUACACCUCACUUUGCUUUGCAAUUACAAUUAAUGUUUCUAUGAUCAUAUUAUAUUAUAUCAUCAUUUCUA